CAGUUUUCGAUUUCUGGGAGCCUUCGCACAACCAUUCAAUCAUCUCAUUCUCUUCUUCCCCAAAAGAAACAAAAAAAAAAAUCCCACUUCCCUCUGCUUUUGCUUUUCUUCAAACAAGAAACAGAGCCACUUCUUUCUUUACUUUAAGCUACACUUCACCUAAAUUCUUUUAUUUCUUUUCAGUUUUUUUUCAGAUUUUGGUGAGAAAUCGACUUUGACCCAUCUCUCUGCAACUGUUUAAUUUUUUGCCUUAAUUUGAAAAAAACUGAUGGGAGUAGUUAAAGAAGAAGAAGAAGAAGAUAUUAAGUAGCGAUUAGCCUCAGUUGAUACGCAACUGGUUAACGCGUGUAAGGUUCUCGCUUCCCCGUUCCCCCAUUUUCCUUCUUUAUCUUCCUUGAAAGUGAUGGAAAUGACGGAGAAUCCCAAGUUGGAGAUGGCGUCGUCUUGCGAGGUCUAUGGAUUAGAAGAGAAGAUGAGUACCCAGAGAAUAUCAGUAUCGGAUCAUGUAAACGGAUUUCAGUACGAGGCCGAGGAAUCUGAUAGCUUUGUUAUUGACAUGGAGAGCUUCUCUCAUGGCGGCAAUAAGGAAAUUACUGCAAAUUCAAGAAUCACACUGCCAAGAAGUUUUUCCAGGAAAGGCUCCUUAAGAGGGAGUGACAAGAAAGUAAAUUCCAACGACAGAGAGUCCGGUCUUGCUAGCUCCUUCCCCAGAGGGACUAGCAUGCCUGAAAAGGCAGCGUCUAUGGUGGCUAUAGGGACCACAGAUCAUGCCAGCAACCCACAGGUUCAUCAUCAGAUCACCAUCACCACCGCCAACAUCAACGGUACAACUGAAAACAAAUUCACCUUGAGAAAGAACAGCUUCAAACGCUCUUCGUCUUCUUGGGCUGUUGAUCCUAAGAAAGUUCUCUUGUUCUUCGCGACUUUGUCAAGCAUUGGAACAAUGUUGCUGAUAUUCUUCACACUAUCAAUUAGCAAGCUAAAUGCAGAUGAAACAGCUCUUAAUUGAAGAAAUCCUAACAGGCACUGACAUCUUUUCCUUUCAAGUGGACCUACAGUAGACAACACUUGGGUGUAUAGAAUAAGAGACACAUAAAAAUAUGGAUGUAACUGGCUGAUUGUGGGGGACCCUUUUUUUGUAAAGAUUAUCUUCUUCUGUUGAGAGGUUAUGCAGCUAAAAAAAAUUUAAAAAAAAAAAAAAAAAAAAAAAAACUAAAAUGGUCGGCAAAAGCUAACCAGCCUUCCAUUGCUGUGGAUAAUCAGCAGUUCUCUACUUUUUCGGGGCUACUUUUCUAAAAAAAAUACACAUGUAAAGACAAGGACAUGCUGCAUUAUGACAAAAAGAAGGAAUCUCCCCUUUUUCUUGGUGGAUCUGUCUCAUUCUCCAUACCUUCUGCCCUGUUCCCUACUUUGGGCGAAUCAAACAUUGAGUGGAUCUUUUAUCUGUCUCGGUGGCUGUCAUGUGCACGAGCAAGGGAAGAAGAAACAUGAGAUUUGUGAGCAGUAAAGUAUUGUUAAUGAAACCAAGCAUGCGCUAACUUUUUGCACUAGAUGGAAACACGAGUAUGUUAGGAAAUACAGGAUAGAUAUAAUGUUUGUGAUAGUCAAUGUAAUGCAAGCAUGAACUGAAAGUCAACGAUGUUCUUUCGAGCUAUUCGGAACACAAUAUGAUUCAUCAAACAUGUUAAAUAAUUGAGUUGUAGAAGCACAAGUCUGUUAUAUUGAAA
Molecule: messenger RNA, 1727 nt
Organism: Carica papaya (papaya)
Lineage: Eukaryota; Viridiplantae; Streptophyta; Magnoliopsida; Brassicales; Caricaceae
Source: RefSeq, a predicted model, not a curated record